GCACCAGCACCAGCACCAGCACCAGCACCAGCACCAGCACCAGCACCAGCACCAGCACCAGCACCAGCACCAGCACCAGCACCGGCACCGGCACCGCUAGCCAUGACCCUCCCGGUAUCACUGCUGCGGCCUCUGUUUCCGUUUUUUGGACGAGCGCCGGUUGCUGCUUCAGCACCGUAUCGCUGCCCUCGAACAGCGAUCUCCUUCCCAACUUUCGCAGCGGCCUAUGCCACCCUCGUUGUCCGUCCCUCAGUCCAUCUUCAUCCACGAAACGUCCGGGAUAACCCCGGCGCCAUGAAAAAGAAGCGGAGACUGGGUCGUGGUGAAGGCUCUGGCCGGGGCAAAACCUCGGGGCGGGGUCACAAAGGCUGGACUUCAACGCACGGAAAGUCGAGACCCAUUCCUGGAUACGAGGGUGGACAGUCGGGCAUUCUGUCAGCAAUCCCUAAGCUUGGAUUCCGCUCCAGUGAUAAACAGUACCUGAACCGCUUGAGCCUCGAUACCUUGCAGCACUGGAUCGAAACAGGACGGCUGGAUGCCUCCAAGAAAAUUGGGAUUCGGGAACUCGUCCAGUCGAGAUGCCUCAAGAAAGUCAGGGACGGUGUCGUCCUCUUGGCAAGGGGCGGCGAGUUCCUGACACACCAAGUCCAUUUGGAAGUAACCAAGUGCUCUGAGAAUGCGAAAAUGUUCAUCGAAAAGUGCGGUGGACGAGUCGAAUGCGUGACACACGAAAAAACGGUGCUCCAAGCCCUCGUUUCUCCUGAAAAGUUUGCAGUUCUCCCCGUCGAAGCAGCCCUGACCGAUAGUAGCAGAGGUCUUCCAAAGGACAUUCGAACCCAGAAAGUUCGCGAGUUCUUGCUGGCAAGCAGCCCAAAGCCGACGUCCCUGUGAAGAGCCUUGUCUGUCGUGGCCUCCAAGUAAAUAACAAAUAUCUCACCCCGGAGCAGAGGAUGAUUAGAGAAAUAAGUGAGGGAAGAAAGAAAACAAAAGCCCACAGGAGGAGCACUCGGGUGCCGCCGUGUCGAGGAUGCCGCCUGCGAAUAUAUGCACAGAGGCUCUCCCUCCUCUGACCCUUGA
This is a messenger RNA of Polychytrium aggregatum, 1077 nucleotides long. RefSeq names its product ribosomal protein L18e/L15P. The record is from RefSeq and is a predicted model, not a curated record. Bases 103 to 891 code for a protein of 262 amino acids. Gene Ontology annotation, cellular component: mitochondrial large ribosomal subunit. The transcript is spliced from 5 exons. Lineage: Eukaryota; Fungi; Chytridiomycota; Chytridiomycetes; Polychytriales. Gene Ontology annotation, biological process: translation. Gene Ontology annotation, molecular function: structural constituent of ribosome.